Messenger RNA from Cutaneotrichosporon cavernicola, 1389 nucleotides. RefSeq lists its product as uncharacterized. Gene Ontology annotation, molecular function: ubiquitin protein ligase activity. Bases 1 to 1389 code for a protein of 462 amino acids. NCBI's taxonomy places the organism in Eukaryota, Fungi, Basidiomycota, Tremellomycetes, Trichosporonales, Trichosporonaceae. Gene Ontology annotation, biological process: protein ubiquitination; negative regulation of gene expression via chromosomal CpG island methylation. The record is from RefSeq and is a predicted model, not a curated record. The transcript has 4 exons.
AUGCUCACAUACGAGGAACAGCGCCGGCAGAACAUUGCGGACAACGAGGCGCUGCUCAAGUCACUUGGCCUCCACAUGCCCGUGGUUCCGAAGGCCACACCUAAGCCCAAGCUAAAGGCCAAGCCUAAGCGGCAAGUCGUCGAGGCGGCCGAGUUCGAGGACAAGGGUUCCAGUUCCGAGUCCGACGAGGAGUACACAUCCUCACGGCCGCGGCGGGGCGCACGCGAGCGGCGCACCACUCGUUCUAGUGUAACUUCCACUACUACCGUACAGAAGCCCUUUGGCCGAGUACAGAACGGACCACGCCGCCGCGCCGCGAGCCCAGAGAGCGACGACGGCCAGCCUCUCCGUAAAGCUCAACGCUUGGGUGUGCGCACACAGGAGCCGAAACAGUUUGGGAAUAUCCCCGGCAUCGAGGUGGGGAUGUGGUGGGCCUCGCGGAUGGACUGCAGCACCGAUGCAGUCCACGCACCGACCGUUGCGGGUAUCUCUGGUAACGCAGAGCUGGGCGCAUGGAGCGUUGCUUUGAGCGGAGGAUACCCUGACGACGUUGAUCUCGGCGACGCGUUCACGUACACUGGCUCUGGGGGUCGCGAUCUAAAGGGUACGCGGGACAAGCCCAAGAAUCUGCGUACUGCGCCUCAGACAUUCGACCAGAGCUUUGAGAACAGCUACAAUGCUGCGCUCAAGACGAGCGCCGAGACCAAGAACCCCGUACGUGUUAUCCGGGGGUUCAAGCUCAACUCGCCUUACGCCCCGGCAGAGGGGUAUCGGUACGACGGGCUAUACGUUGUCGAGCGGGCUUGGAUGGCGCCCGGUCUCACAAAGAAGCUCAAGGUGUGCAAGUACGCGUUCAAGCGACUGCCGGGGCAGCGGCCACUCCCACGCAACGACGAGGAGACGGAAAGUGAUGUGGGAGAAUCAGAGGAGAAUGGACUUGACGAGGAGGCUGCCGACGACGUGGCUGGAGAUCAUGAGGCCGCCCAGGAAGGACGGAAUGAGGCUGAGGUCGUGACCCUGGCCUCCAAGUCCGUCUCCAACGAGACAACCGUACCAGCUCCCGAAUCGUCCAGCGAGUUCAACGAAACCCCGCAUACCCGCCGCUCUGCCCGUGCUUCGGCUGCGUCUGAAGCCCCGGUGGCUAUUAAUGGCACCACGAACGGCACGCGCCGUUCAGGCCGUGUCUCGGCCGCCUCGACAUCCGAAGCAGAAGGUACCUCGCGCCGUUCCAGUUGCGUGUCAAGCAGCAUCACGCAGGCCAAGUCCUCGGCCGCGAACGGAAAGCGUUCCGGUUGCUAUGUUGCAGCAGAGCCUAGGAAGCGCACCAACACCCGCUCUUCACUCCCUGCGGACACAACGCUACGAAGGAGUCGGCGCAGCCUGGCCUAG